Bemisia tabaci is the source of this 2593-nucleotide messenger RNA. Its product is annotated as adipocyte plasma membrane-associated protein Hemomucin. The record is from RefSeq and is a predicted model, not a curated record. Gene Ontology annotation, molecular function: hydrolase activity. NCBI's taxonomy places the organism in Eukaryota, Metazoa, Arthropoda, Insecta, Hemiptera, Aleyrodidae. Gene Ontology annotation, cellular component: endomembrane system.
GGCGUCAACGCAUUGAGCUUAUUUUCCUUCUCCGUACGGUAUGUAAAUGUCAUCGAUUACUUUUUUCUGUUCGCUUUUUUUAGGGCGGAAGAAAAGAGCUGAAACAAUACGGAUUCUUUUUCCAACUUCCCUGCGUUCAGCGAGAAAAUAAGCGUCAGUACUGAUUCAGACUCCGUCCCGUCUCUAUCGAUCGAUAAUAGCAUGAUAUUUAAUUUUCAAAAAUAAUAGCAUGAGUUUUUAAGACGAUUCGAGAUUGUGACAUGGAGUAGUGAUUAAGUCCGUUGUUGUAGUCUUUGAAGUGUUUUGUGGAUACUAAUUUCACAAGUUGGAUAUUUUGACCCGGUAAAGAUCAUGGAAACGCAUGUGAAAACAGUGCGUAAUGGUGCGUAUCUUGUAAUCGCGGCCGCACUUUUGCUCAGUAUCCCCAAGUUGCCUUCGGAUUUAGUGUUUGAAGAAUACAGUUUACCCGAUCCACCUUCCUUUGAGGGGAAGUUGGCUGUCAACGACGCUCUGAAUGGCGCGACAAAGUUGUUCGAAAACGAGGUCCAUGCGCCGGAAUCCCUGGUCGUCUACAACGGCGUGCUGUAUACAGGACUCGCGGAUGGCCGGGUAGUCGCCGUGAAAGAUGACACGCUCUAUACCAUCGCAAACCUCGGGCGGCCGUGCGAUCAAAUAUGGGAUAAAACGAAAUGCGGUAGAGCAUUGGGCGUCGACAUGGACAAACACGGAAACUUGUUUGCCAUCGAUUGUUACCACGGUAUAUACAAAGUGAAUACAACAACAGGGGACUUUUCUCUGAUUAUCCCUCUGGAUAAGCCCAUUGCCGGACAAAUGCCACUUUUACCGAAUAAUAUUGCCGUUGGCCCUGACGAAGCCAUCUACUGGAGCGAUACGUCGACGAAAUUCCCUCUGCACAAACUUUUAUUCAUCUGGGUUGGCGACAAAUCCGGAAGGCUCAUUCGAAGCAACCAAACGACGGGGGAAAGUGAAGUCCUGAUGGAGGAUCUCGCCUUCUCCAAUGGGGUGUACGUAUCGCGUGAUGGUUCAUACGUAGCAGUCGUUGAAACGAUCAAAAGUCGUGUCCACAGAUACUGGUUGAAGGGGCCGAAAAAAGGGACCUCGGAAAUCUUCCUAGAUAACCUUCCCGGAGUACCAGACAACAUAGUCCCUUACAAGAAUGGAGGAUUCGUGGUUUCCUUGAUCCUCACGAGGGAGGCUCCUGAUAUCCCUAACUACUUAGCACCUUUCCCAAGGCUCCGACAGAUCAUCUCCAGGUUCGGGGCUUUGUUGGAAAUGGUCCUACAGAAAAUUCAGGACGUUUAUCCUACAAACUUAUGCAAAAAAAUGAUCUUUUACAUGGCGCAUCAUGACUCGACAGCUUGGUUCAUAUUCAAUACACACGGGAUAGCACUUGUUUACGACGACGAUGGGAAUUUGGUGAAAAGUUUGCACUCUACGGAUGGUAUUCUGCCCUAUAUCAGUGACGUAGUCGAACUUGACGGCCAUUACUACGUGGGGUCUCCUUACAAUUCAUUCAUUGGCAAAGUGCCCAUACGCAACACGUGAUGAAAGAGCUCUUGUACACUUUUGGAUGUUGAGCUGAUUCCAUUCAAGCGUUUUCUGGUGUUAAAAACGGGGACAUCGAUGAUCUAAACGCUAUCUCAUCGCUGGCCAAUGAGGACACUGGCAAAUCAUCGAUGGCUCCAUUCGCUGAAAAAAAAAUUGUCUUGAGAUGUAAUUUUGGCUGAAAGCAUCGUUUCCCAUUUCGUAUAAAAUUUGAUUUUUUCGAGGUUCUACAUAUAUCUGUGCGGAUUCAAGUGAAAAUCAGUUUUUUUUAGUUAAAAAGCGGCGUUUUGCCAUCAUUAAGUUCAAUCUAAAGAAACGAUAGCAAAACAACGUGCCUUUCACUAAAAAAAAAAAAAAAAAAAAAAAAAAAACUGACUAUAAAGUAAAUCCACACGGAUUUUAAAAAAAGAACAAAUUCUUGUCGAUAAGAGACGACACUUCAAGUCAAAAUAAUAUCUCCAAAAAAAUUUGUUUCAGUAUGUCUUCAACUCUUAUGAGACAUAAGAAAACAGUUCUAUCUAGAGGGUUCCACUGAAAGAUGACUCGCUACAAAGAUAACUUUCGACCAUUAUUUUCUUAGUUAUGGUAAGGAAACUAAUUUUUACUGGCGUAAUGAUAAACUAACAUUGUUACAAGUUAGUUAAUUAACUAGUGCAUAAUUAUGAGGGUCGGAAGUUAUCUUUUUCUAUCUGUGAUAAUGAUUUGAUUUUAAAAAAUAGAAAAUACUCGUAGUUUGUUGGGGUUCAACAUUCAAAUGUAUAUUGAUUUGCUCAGGCAUACUUAGACCAAAGAUAAUGUUUUGUAUUUAUUUUAAGUCAGGUUUUCUGAAUUUAUCAUUUUUGAGUAGGGCACGACCUUUGCUACAUAACCUACUUUACGAGCGAUGCAAGAGGAUUAAUUCCUUCUGAAAAUAAACAUACCAGCUAGAAUAAUUAAGUAUUGGUGCUCAUUAUGAACGCUUGCUGUAAACUGUAUCCGCAGCACUUGUAAAAAGAAGUUCAACGACGGAUUAAAUGUACUAACCAAA